AUGCCGCGCUCCUUCCUGGUCAAGAAGCCCUCCGGCAGCCGCCUCCCCGACUACGGCCAGCUGGAGACGCGCCGCCAAGGCAUGCGCUUUAGCCGGGAGGCAAAAGGGCAACUCGCCUUGAACCCCCAAAGUGGGGAAAGGGCCGGAGGCAGCCGGGGGUCAGCCACCCCUCUUCGGGAUAACCCCAACAACCUCAAUCUCCCGCCAGCCUUCUCCCUGCUCCCCUGGAGGACGUGCCCCGGUCUGGGUCACCUGGCAGAGGCAGAAGGACACCAACUGCCAGCCGAGCCUGGUGUGAGGACUGACCCCCUGGAGAGGUUCACAUGCCUGGAUUGCCACAAGCCCUACAGCACUUUCUCCAGCCUGGCCCGGCACCAGCAGCAGCACUGCAAGCUGCAAGCCGCAGCAACAACCAGGUUCUUCAGCUGCAAAUACUGCAACAAGGGGUACACCAGCUUGGGGGCUCUCAAGAUGCACAUCCGGACUCACACACUACCCUGCGUGUGCAAGAUUUGUAGCAAAGCCUUUUCCCGGCCUUGGUUGCUACAGGGGCACAUCCGGACACACACAGGUGAAAAGCCCUAUUCCUGCUCCCACUGCAGCCGAGCCUUUGCCGACCGCUCCAACCUCCGCGCCCACCUGCAGACUCACUCGGAGAUCAAGAGGUAUCAAUGCUGCGCCUGCUCAAAGACCUUCUCCCGGAUGUCGCUGCUUUUGCGGCACAAGGAGGCCGCAUCCUGUGCCACGGCAUCCUGAGGCUGGCAGAGAGAACAUGGCUGUUCCUCAGCAGGAGAAGCUUU
This is a messenger RNA of Protobothrops mucrosquamatus (brown spotted pit viper), 800 nucleotides long. RefSeq names its product snail family transcriptional repressor 3 (gene SNAI3). The record is from RefSeq and is a predicted model, not a curated record. Gene Ontology annotation, biological process: regulation of DNA-templated transcription. Gene Ontology annotation, molecular function: RNA polymerase II cis-regulatory region sequence-specific DNA binding; DNA-binding transcription factor activity, RNA polymerase II-specific. The coding region runs from base 1 to 756 and encodes 251 amino acids. The transcript has 4 exons. Lineage: Eukaryota; Metazoa; Chordata; Lepidosauria; Squamata; Viperidae.